AUGGGCGGAAAGCGCCUCCGACAAACACAACUGCUGAACGUCGACGAACUUCUUCCUGAAAAGAAAACCAAGAUUAUGCAGGAAGUGCCGCCGUCUUUGGGUGCGGUUAAGGAUAGUGAUAGAAGUACUAUCUGGAAGCUCUCUAGAAAAAGCCAAACCAUAGUUUCCAGUUUCGGGAAACAAAGUAAUGUGAUUGGAAACCACAUAGCUUCAUUUCGGGAAACCAAUGACAAAAUUAGGGACGAGAUCCAGGAAGACCUAGCAAAAUCAUUGACUAAAGUGGCAACUGAGAUUGAUGAAAAAGGAGAGGAAGCAGUGAAGGUCUCAUCUUGCGAUCCAUUGAAUGUUGCUGCGAUGGUGGAAACUGAACUGUUCAGAGCCUGGGGAUCUUGUAGCAGAACCAACAAAGCCAAAUAUUGGUCGGUGAUGUUCAAUUUGAAAGAUGAUAAGAACCCUAAUUUCCGGAAGAAAGUUCUUCUUGGGGAGUUUAGCUCUGAAUCAAUCAGUCAGUUGACAACAAAAGACAUGGCAAGCCAGACGAGAAAGUUGGAGAACGAGCAAAUCAGGGGAUUGCCGAAGUUCAAUCGCGAAAUACUUCCGGCACCGGAGCAAAAGGGAGAAGGGAAUCAGGAGCUGCAGUGCUGUAGAUGCGAGUUUUCUGCAACAACUUAUAGUCCGAUGUAG
Molecule: messenger RNA, 684 nt
Organism: Oldenlandia corymbosa var. corymbosa
Lineage: Eukaryota; Viridiplantae; Streptophyta; Magnoliopsida; Gentianales; Rubiaceae
Source: the annotation of a GenBank genome assembly